AUGAAGCCAGCAAGCAUUCCCGUGGGCUUGCUCGUGCUGGUGCAUCUGCUCCAGCUGGCCAGCGGUGAGGAUAGCCGGCUGGUUUGCUACUUUACCAACUGGUCCCCGGGCCGGGCCGGUGAGUAUGCUUUCGGUAUCGACGACAUCCCGCUCGACCUCUGCACUCACGUCACGUACACGUUUGCCGGUGUCGAUGAGCACACGUUUGAGCUGAAACCCACCAUUCGCGAGUUCGAUGUGCUCCAGCAGGGUUACGAGCGGUUUGCUAACCUCAAAAAGGUGCGACCCAACGUCAAGCUGUCACUGGCCGUCGGAGGCUGGGCACAUGGUGCUGUACCGUUCCAGAAGAUGGCCGCAACUCUCACCGGACGUGAGACAUUUAUCGCGAGCACCAUCGAGUUUAUGCAACGGUACAGUUUCGACGGGAUCGAGAUCGUGUGGCUGUAUCCGGGCAGUCCGGAUCGGGGCGGAACAACUGCCGACAAGGACAAUCUGUACGUGCUGCUGGCCGAGUUGAAGAGUGGUUUCCGGGAGGCCGGUUUUGAGUCAUGGGAGGUGGCCGUUCAAGUGCCACUCGAUCGGUACCGGAUCGAGGUGGGCUAUCACCAGAACCGACUGUGCAGGGUGGCUGAUUUUGUGCACGUGACUGGAUACGACCUGCGUGGUUCCUGGAAUGGGUUUGCUGAUGUUCACAGCCCAAUGAGUAACCGGCCGUUUGAUACGGACGCGUUGAAGGACCUGAACGUGAAGGGUGGCGUACAGCACUGGCUGAAGAAUGGUUGUCCUGCUAGAAAGAUCGUCCUCGGAGUGCCGUUGUUCGGGCGUACGUAUACCCUGGAGAACACCGACAAUCACGAGCUGGCGGCGAGAGUCAGUGGCCCGGGAAAUGCAGGACCACAUACGGCCGAAUCCGGCUACCGAGGGUACUUUGAGAUCUGUGCCGAACAGCAGCAGCAGCAGUCCCAGUGGACGACCGACUGGGAUGAUCGAGGUCUGUGUCCUUUCGCGUACCGUGACAAUCAGUGGGUCGGGUACGAAAAUAAUAUCUCACUCACCGAGAAGGCCAGCUACGCCCGGCACCAGGGUUUGGCGGGUAUGUACGCUUUCUCGCUCGAUUUGGAUGACUACCGGGGUAAGUGUGGGUCACGGUACCCUUUGCUGACCGCGUUGCGAAAUGCGUACAAACCACGGCAACUCUGUGCGGUGGAUGAGGAUCCUGGCUUUGCAUUCUUCCGUGAGCCCUGUGAUGUGGCAUAGCGCCUGUGGAAUGUUUCAUGCACAGCACAUUCGAGGUCACAUUU
Molecule: messenger RNA, 1301 nt
Organism: Anopheles nili
Lineage: Eukaryota; Metazoa; Arthropoda; Insecta; Diptera; Culicidae
Product: endochitinase-like
Exons: 2
Coding region: 1-1257 (418 amino acids)
Biological process (GO): chitin catabolic process; carbohydrate metabolic process
Cellular component (GO): extracellular region
Molecular function (GO): chitin binding; chitinase activity
Source: RefSeq, a predicted model, not a curated record